UCCUCUCCAACUCCAUCCCAAGCUCACACACCAAACCAAAGCAAGAAUAGUGUUCUAAGAGUGAGCAACAACUUCAAACACCAUUGUGAGAAAUGGCUUCCAAGGGUGCACUUCUCUUGUGUCUCAACAUUCUCUUCUUCACUGUGGUAAGCUCCACAUAUGUCCCAUGCAACCCACCCCCUAAAACUCCUAAACACACACCUGUCCCAAAGCCACCUUCCCCAAAGCAACCAAGUUGCCCCAAAGACACCAUUAAGUUUGGUGUGUGUGCUGAUGUGUUAGGUUUGAUUAACGUGCAACUUGGGAAGCCACCAAAGACCCCAUGCUGCAACCUCAUUCAGGGUCUUGCUGAUCUUGAAGCUGCGGUGUGCCUUUGCACCGCUCUCAAAGCUAAUGUGUUGGGCAUCAACCUUAAUGUCCCAGUCAAGUUGAGCUUGCUUCUCAACUACUGUGGAAAGGGUGUUCCCAAGGGAUUCGUCUGCGCUUAAAUCAACACUUCAUAUAACUUGUUUCCUAAAGUUAAUUAGUAUGCUUAAGGUUCUAUAUUUUGCUAUAUUGGUUAUUUAUUCAUAAUAUUCUGUGUAUUUUGGUAUUCUGUUUGGCACGUGCCAUUUAAUCUGUGCUUGUUUUUCUGUUGAGCAAGCUUCAAAUGUUCGUUCAACGAAAAGUAACACGUACUCUUAGGCACUCUUAGGAAACGAACAUUUCGUUCGUACUAGAUUGGUCAUUAUUAUUGUGGUGAUGGUUAAAGCAUGGAAGGCUCCUUGGUCUUCCCUGUCAGCCUCACUAGUCCUUUGUAAUCUAAGUGAAAUUUCUACUAAUUAAUAAAAGUUCUAUAUUUAAGCUAA
Molecule: messenger RNA, 848 nt
Organism: Glycine soja
Lineage: Eukaryota; Viridiplantae; Streptophyta; Magnoliopsida; Fabales; Fabaceae
Product: 14 kDa proline-rich protein DC2.15-like
Exons: 1
Coding region: 93-488 (131 amino acids)
Source: RefSeq, a predicted model, not a curated record